AUGGAAGCUAAUGUGUCUACUACUACAAUAUUUGCCAAUAUAAAUUCAAUUCCCAUACCAAAUGGGACAAACUUCAAGGAUUGGAAAGAGAACAUAUCGAUUGUUCUUGGUUGCAUGGAUCUAGACCUUGCGCUCAGGAUUGAGCAACCUGCUCCUCUUACGGAUGAAAGCUCACUUCAUGAUAUGAGGAACUUUGAGAAGUGGGAUCACUCAAAUCACAUGAGUCUUAUGAUCAUUAAGCCCGGCAUUCCGGAAGCCUUUAGGGGCGCAGUGUCCGAAGGGAUAACAAAUGUCAAUGAGUUCCUUGUAGAAAUUGAGAAGCAUUUUACGAAAAAUGAUAAGGCUAAAACAAGCACGCUUUUGCAACGCUUGAUUUCAAUGAAAUAUAAAAGCAAGGGUAACAUAAUGGAGUACAUCAUGGACAUAUCUCACAUUGUUUCAAAACUUAAGGGAUUAAAGCUUGAGCUAUUUGAUGACUUGCUUGUGCAUUUGGCUUCUAUACCUGUCAUUGAUCAAGAAAGAAAUUAG
Molecule: messenger RNA, 528 nt
Organism: Diospyros lotus (date-plum)
Lineage: Eukaryota; Viridiplantae; Streptophyta; Magnoliopsida; Ericales; Ebenaceae
Exons: 3
Coding region: 1-528 (175 amino acids)
Source: RefSeq, a predicted model, not a curated record